UUUGCUCAUUUCGAUUUUGUUAGGCGACGUGUGCGGAACUGAACUGAACGACGGUUCGGCGAAAUCGCUUUGUACUUUCGUUUCUUGUGGUGUUGUUUGUGCCCGUGCCCGUGCCCCGAGUCAAUAUCAAAUCAAAAUCAAAAUUCGUGUUUUUUGCCUUUAAAUUUUUUUUAUUGUUAUUUGCAUACCACGAAAUUAGCGUUUUACCAAACAUUUAACCAACGAUCUGUGAUUUUUUUUAGUUCUGUUUACUUGUGGAUUAUAAAUAACAAUAACAAAUCGCGUGAUUCUGUGUCUCCCAAAAGUCGAGGUUUACCAGAGGAGAUUAGGCAAGGCAGACACUGCUUGCUUUUUCUGCGCAGCGCUUCACUGCUUGCAUUCCGGGGCGAUGGCGCAGUCGACGGCGACAUCGCCGCUCUACGCCGGCUACAAACCCCUUGGCCAGACCACCCUCAACCCCCCGGCAACGGAUCCGGAUCCAGACUUGACCCUGGCCCUGGCGCUCACACCCUCCCCGUCGUCAGUAUCAUCAGCAGCAGCAAUAACAACAUCAGCAGCAACAUCAGUUGAAGGAACAGCUGAUCAGCCCCAAAAAGCUCAGCAAAAAGAAGGAGAAGGAGCACAAUUGACGAAAACAAAUUCUAAACAGAUACUUUCAGCCAGCUAUAGUUCAAUCGACGACGACGACGAGGAUCAAGUAGGAACAUUUCCAUUGCCCCUGCCCUCCAUCAAUAAAAGGACACCCGCCCUACUCCCCCGUUUACCACCAACAUCCCGUCCCUAUACAGACGACUUGUGCACCUGCUGCAACUGUGCGUAUUCCAGUUCCUCCUCUGCCUCGUCCACAUCCUCAUCAUCCUCAACAGCAACCGCCUCCGCCGUUGCCAAGCAGCUAGCACGCUCCGUGACCGCCACCAGCAUCAUGGAUAUGCCGUACAACACCUCGCCGUCGCUACGAGUGCGUACCACCUCGCUGAAUCAGUUGAAGAAGACCGCCGACCUUGCCAUUGAGAACGAGCUGCACGUUUGCCCAUCUGUGAUGUCCGAGGAGCUGCGCAAGCUAUUGCCACCUACCUCGGAGACGGUGAUGACCAAGCCUUUUCCCAUUCGCGGUGAACGAACCAUUGCAGACUGUACCACGCCGCAUGUUAUUGCCAUGGUUGGCCUGCCGGCGCGCGGCAAGACCUUCAUCUCCAAGAAGCUGGCGCGUUACCUCAACUGGAUUGGAAUCGCAACGCGUGUAUUCAAUUUGGGAGAGUACAGGCGUCAUGCGACCACCGCGUAUAAGUCACACGAGUUCUUUCGCGCCGACAACGAGGAGGCGAUGGCCAUCCGCAACCGGUGCGCCAAUCAGGCAUUGCACGAUUCCUGCGAGUGGCUGCUGAGCGGCCAGGGCAGCAUCGCUGUAUUCGAUGCCACCAACUCGACCCGCGACCGUCGCCAGUUGAUCCAUGACAUUGUGGUCAAGCAGCAUGGGUUCCGUUUGUUUUUCGUGGAGUCAAUCUGCGACGAUCCCCAAAUCAUUGAGCAGAACAUCCUGGAGGUCAAGGUCAGCUCACCGGAUUACCUCAAUAUGAACACGGAACUGGUAGUAAGGGACUUUUUGCAACGCAUCGAGCACUACGAAGAACGCUAUCAGCCCAUUGAUGAGGUCACCGAGGCUCAUCUCAGUUUUAUGAAGGUUUACAACGCCGGCAAGAAGGUUGUCGUCUACAACAACGAGGGCCACGUCGAGUCGCGCAUUGUGUACUACCUAAUGAACAUUCACAUAACGCCGCGCACCAUCUACCUGACGCGUCACGGCGAGAGCGAGCACAACCUGAGCGGUCUAAUCGGCGGCGACUCUAAUUUGAGUGCCCGCGGUCACCAGUACGCCAAUGCCCUGUCGACGUUUAUAGCCCAGCAGCAGAUCGAUGGACUCCGAGUUUGGACGUCGUGGAUGAAGCGAGCUAUCCAGACAGUGGCCGAUGUGAAGGCGCCUCAGGAGCGCUGGAAGGCAUUGAACGAGAUCGAUGCCGGUCACUGUGAGGAAAUGACAUACGAGCAGAUCAAGGAGAAAUUCCCUGAGGAGUUCAAAGCCCGUGAUGUGAACAAGUUCGCCUAUCGCUAUCCACGUGGUGAGAGCUACGAGGACCUGGUUGCCAGAUUGGAGCCGGUCAUCAUGGAAUUGGAGCGACAGGGCAAUGUCUUAGUAGUGUCGCACCAGGCGGUACUGCGUUGUCUUUUUGCCUAUUUCCUGGAUAAGUCCGCCGAUGAGCUGCCCUACCUGUAUGUGCCGCUGCACACGGUCAUCAAACUUACGCCGGUGGCCUACGGCUGCAAGGUGGAGCACAUCAAGUUGCCCAUUGACGCGGUAGAUACGCAUCGUCCCAAACCCAAGAUACCCGGUGAUGUUAGUGAGCCAGGUCUAGAUGGCCUCAGCGGCGAGCUGGUGGCACCCGAUGGCGUCGGCAAGGUGCUUAUUGUGGGCGACGAUGUGGCGACGGCCACGAACGGUAAUGGCGGGCGCGUCGAUGUCCAAGCGCACCAAUGACGGCGUCGCCUGCACCCCGUGCACCCACAUCCGCCUCCGAAAUCCAAGACAAUCUAAACUAAGCACGGCUGCUGGAACGGCUACGGCUGCCCAAACCUUCAAGACACAAGCCCCCCUAAAUCCCAGAUCCCGCACUAAUUCUUACCCUAUCGCAUCCCGAACAGCCCAACGGAAACGGACAUAGAUACGAACUUGGUCAUGCAAGUGUAACAAUGACAACAGCUUCUGCACCUGCUCAAAGGAUGUGGUGGCGCUUCUACUUAAUGUGACAUCGGAGGACUGCGUAUGAAAUUGUGAUUGAUCCAUUGUGCUGUUUUAUUAUGUACUUUAAUGAACAAUUAAAAUAUAAAUUUUCUAUAACAUCUAUAUUGAUGAAAAAAAAGAAUAUUACUUAAAUACAUACUUAGAUUUAUACACAUUUAUGUUUUCUCUUGUGAAGAGAGAAAACUUGCUUAAUUUUGUAUUGGUUGCUGUUGGCAUCCUAUCUAUUCACUAUCAAGAAAAGAAUGUUCUAACACUUUAUACCCAAAUGUGUUUUUUUUUAUCUGCUUCGUUGUCUAUUUGUAUACCAGUUUUAACCGAAAUUUUUAGCUAAACGGAGAAGAUAAACUUUCGAAUUCCAUUCGCCAACUUUGUAUAACUGAAAUCACUUACCCGAGACACUUUUAUAGCCUAUAUGUUUGCUCGUAAAUGUACGUGCGGAAGAAAUAUUGUAACUACAUCAAUACUAUCAAUCUAAUCAACAAUAAAUAAACAUCAAUUUAUUAAAAGAA
This is a messenger RNA of Drosophila eugracilis, 3306 nucleotides long. It is a transcript of the gene Pfrx, whose product is annotated as 6-phosphofructo-2-kinase/fructose-2,6-bisphosphatase 1. The transcript is spliced from 2 exons. Gene Ontology annotation, biological process: fructose 2,6-bisphosphate metabolic process; fructose metabolic process. Gene Ontology annotation, cellular component: cytosol. Bases 389 to 2533 code for a protein of 714 amino acids. The record is from RefSeq and is a predicted model, not a curated record. Gene Ontology annotation, molecular function: fructose-2,6-bisphosphate 2-phosphatase activity; ATP binding; 6-phosphofructo-2-kinase activity. NCBI's taxonomy places the organism in Eukaryota, Metazoa, Arthropoda, Insecta, Diptera, Drosophilidae.